Messenger RNA from Colias croceus (clouded yellow), 1215 nucleotides. Its product is annotated as 2-oxoglutarate and iron-dependent oxygenase domain-containing protein 3-like. The record is from RefSeq and is a predicted model, not a curated record. The transcript is spliced from 4 exons. Bases 205 to 1167 code for a protein of 320 amino acids. Gene Ontology annotation, molecular function: oxidoreductase activity, acting on paired donors, with incorporation or reduction of molecular oxygen; L-ascorbic acid binding; iron ion binding. Gene Ontology annotation, cellular component: membrane. NCBI's taxonomy places the organism in Eukaryota, Metazoa, Arthropoda, Insecta, Lepidoptera, Pieridae.
AAUUUAUUGUUGUAAAUAAUCUCAGAGCAAUUAAAUAAUUGUAAUUGUUUACCAUUAUAAUUUCCGGCAUCGCAUCGAUUUUAUAAAAAAUACAUUCCACUGUCCACUUAUGAGUACCGUUAUUAAUGUUAUAUUAUACGUCUUAUUGAAUUAAUAUGAUUGUUUAAACUAGGCUACACGAAGUUAAUAUUUAAAUAAGAAAUAAUGUCUGAUCUGAAAAAGAGGAUUAAAUCCGUGCCAAGUGUAGAAAAAGAUAAAAAUGCUAAGGAAAAAGAGAAGCCAUCUAUUAAUAAAGGUCUUCCACUGAGGGUGAUAUCAAGAGUUGUGGUUAUAACUUCUUUACUUAUAGUAGUGUAUUUCACUUCAAAGGACGAGGGAAUUAAAAUCUUUGCCAAACAGACUGAUGUAAUCUCAGGAAAAGCACAAAUUCUGAAAUGUUCUGUGGAAUACAUGAAGGAAGUAGACAGAUUCGAUGGUUGCUUUCCACGGCAAUGUAAACGAUUUGUCGCCGAUACAGUUGUGUCAUCUGUUGAAGUAGAAGGUCUCUUAGCGAUUGCCAAAAAAGGUUUAAAAUAUGGCCGUUCCUUUGGUGGAGCCUCAGUGAUUGAUUUACAUACUGGAGCACUUUCUAAAGGAGAGGUCUUUAUAAAUAUUUAUCAAUCUUUAAGCAUGAAUAAUUUAUUUACUAAAGAGGAUUUUAACUUAUACAAGGUUGUAAAAGAAAAAGUUAGACACACAAUAGCUCAUCAUUUUGGUGUGAUACCAAAUAAGAUACAUUUAACAUCACCUACAUUUAUAUCAGAAAUUACUUCCAAACAUGCAGUCACAAAACAUGAUGAAUAUUGGCAUGCCCAUGUAGAUAAAGAAACUUAUGAUUCAUUUCACUACACAAGUUUACUUUAUCUAAGUGAUUAUGGUAUUGAUUUUGAAGGAGGGAGAUUUGUAUUCAUUGAUGAAAAGCAUAACACAACAAUUGAACCAAGAAAAGGCAGGCUGAGUAUAUUCACAAGUGGCCAUGAAAAUUUACAUUAUGUUGAGAAAGUUAAGUCAGGCAAAAGAUAUGCUAUGACCAUUGCUUUCACAUGUGAUGAAAACUAUGCCAUUAAUGAUCCAAGCACUGACAAAUAUAACAUUCCACAACCCACUCCAGUAUACUAUAGUGCGUAAUAUUACUUAAUUAGGAGUUUUGUACAAAGUAAAAAUAUGUUAAUUUUU